AACAGCAGCAGCAAGAUACAUAACCAAGUGCAAUACACACUGUCCUUGUAGCUAGCAGCGAUGUCGACGGUGAGUUCCUACUCCCUCCUGAGCCGGGCGCCGCCGCCGGGAAACUUCUCUCGCGCGCUCAUGCAACCCGGCAAACAGGCGGCGGCUGUGGCUCUCCCUUGGGUCCCAAGCAAGCAUUCCCGGGCGCCUCUCUCGGCCGUAUUCUGUACCCAGAAUAAGCACACGUACGACAUCCAACCCUUAGCCCUGGUGCACCCCAAGUUCCCUCCCACAUCGGACAAGAAAUGGAGGAUCACGGAAGACGCGGAUCACAUCAAUCUGUGGUUGUACGUCGGGGAUAAUACGGGAAAGGAUAAGCUGGAGGUCGCAACGGAGGGCGAGGUGCUCCUGAUCAGGUACAAGGGCAGCAGCAACGAAGACAACCCGGCGAGUCUGCUGGACGUCCGGCUGCUUAUGCCCCACGGCUACGACGGUAAGAAGGUGGAGGCCGACCUCGCGUUUGGGUCGCUGCUGGUGACCGUAAGCAAACCCAAGCACGAGCCCAAUAAGAUACCUAUCGGCGAUAAGCCGACGACGACCAACUGAUCCAUCAUCUCUGGUUUUGUCUCUCUGUGCUAGAUCAAUAAAGAUGCAUCGCUAAUCGCAUGUCCUCCCUACUUUCUGUACAAUCAGUAUGAAUGCGCUUCUCGGCUCCUGUGGUGUGCCAAUGUGCGUACAUCGGUACGUGUAACCUGUACGGUCACGACAAUCAAUAAAUUGAUCUUGCAGUUUGAUGUU
Phragmites australis (common reed) is the source of this 786-nucleotide messenger RNA. RefSeq lists its product as uncharacterized. Bases 61 to 594 code for a protein of 177 amino acids. Gene Ontology annotation, biological process: response to heat. NCBI's taxonomy places the organism in Eukaryota, Viridiplantae, Streptophyta, Magnoliopsida, Poales, Poaceae. The transcript is spliced from 2 exons. The record is from RefSeq and is a predicted model, not a curated record.